GCGAGGCGAGGGGCGGGGAGGGGCGGGCCUGACGCUCCAAGUCCUGGAAGACGGGCAGUAGGCGCUGCGGAGGCAUCUCGGGUGACUGCAAGGGCAAGGCACCGGCAGCGGGUUCUGCACUGCGCGAUGAGUGGUCGGUAACUUCCAAGUCUGCAGACAAGAGGAGAAGAUGAAGGAAGAUUGUCCCCCCAGCUCUCAUGUGCCCAUCAGCGACAGCAAGUCCAUUCUGAAGUCAGAGCUCUUAAGCCUGCUGAAAACCUACAACUGCUACCACGAGGGCAAAAGCUCCCAGCUGAGGCGCAGGGAGGAAGAAGGGGCUCUGAUCAUCGAGGGGCUCCUCAACAUUUCCUGGGGACUGAAGCGGCCCAUCCGGCUCCAGAUACAGGAUGACAGGGAGCGCGUGCACCUCUCCUGGACACCCGGACAGUCCAGCUGCCAUUCGAAGGAGCCACCUGUUCAAGAUGGCAGAGUCACUGCUCAGGAACCCAGCUCUCAGGCUGGGCCCCAGGAGGAGAGUUCCAGAGACAGAUCAGAGCCAGUGGAGGAGGACGAGGAGACCCCACAGCUGAUGCGGACCAAGAGCGACGCAGCCUGUGUGAUCCAGAGGCGGCCCAGGAGCCGAGCAGCCGGGGAGGCCCAGAGGAUCCGGCGACACCGUUUCUCUAUCAACGGGCACUUUUACAACCACAAGACCUCCGUGUUCACUCCUGCCUAUGGGUCCAUGACCAACGUGAGAGUCAACAGCACCAUGACGACCCUGCAGGUGCUCACUCUGCUGCUGAACAAGUUCCGAGUGGAAAACAGCCCCAGUGAGUUUGCACUCUACGUCGUUCAUGAGUCGGGGGAGCGUACAAAAUUAAAAGACUGUGAGUACCCACUGAUUGCCAGAAUCCUGCAUGGGCCCUGUGAGAAGAUCGCCAGGAUAUUCCUGAUGGAAGCUGACUUGGGCGAGGAGGUCCCCCACGAUGUCGCUCAGUACAUUAAGUUUGAAAUGCCGGUGCUGGACAGUUUUGUUGAAAAAUUAAAAGAAGAGGAGGAAAGAGAAAUAAUCAAACUGACCAUGAAGUUCCAAGCCCUGCGUCUGACAAUGUUACAGCGCCUGGAGCAGCUGGUGGAAGCCAAGUAGCCCACUAGCACCUGCCCCUUCCGAAGCCCCCAGCAGCCAGUGCCCACUGAGAGCCAGUGGCCAGGCCCUGACGGGUCGCCCAGAUUGGUCACACGGCCGAGGAAUCUAGCAUCUGCGCUUCUGCCUGUCCACCUGCCUAGCUAGCAUGAGUCCCAUGGCCCUGGCCCUUGGCUCCAAGCUGAGCACUCAGGGGCCCAGUCCUAAGCCUGAGGACCCAGGAACUUGCUGGGUGGGGUCUGCAUGUGAGGUGGGCCUGGGCUGUGAGGAGCCCUGAAGCUGUGACAUGAGCCAAGUUAAGGAGCUAGAUGGCAUGGCCAGUCCUGUUCAUGCCACACCUCUCCAAAUCAGGGGAGCAGAACAUGGUUUUGCUUCUAGGGUGUGGGCUCCAUUUGCUUUUCCAGUGCCUGGCCCAGAGUUACUGCAGAACCACAAGCCAUUGUCCUCAUGAAACACGUGAACCACUAGACCCUGUCCACCCUCGCCUCAUGCCGCCGCUCAGAAACUCUGCUGGGAAGAGCAAGAACUGCCAGCGGGAAUGGGAUGUACAGUGCUCCCAGCUGUCACUGUGCUGUGGCGUGCCAGGUGAAGCCUCUGAUGUCCUCAAGCCUCUGAUGUUGCUCCAUGAGCCUCGCACAGCUCAGUGCCCUGCCGGCAGAGGUCAGACCAAGAAUAAGAGCACCAGCAGCCCAUCUUCUCUCGGAGGCACUCACCCUGAACUUCCCAGCAACACCUGAAGUGACUCUUAUAAGGAACUUGCUGAAAGAAACAUGCCAAUCAUAUCACAUUGAGGAGAUGACCCACAUGACCUUGAAAGGAUGCUUCCAGGGUGGGUGAGAGGCCAGGAGCUGUCUAGGGACUGCCGGCAGCGGCUUGGGGAGGCCACGCUUCGCCCGUCACUCUCCUCGGACACUUGUAUGCCUCCCGCCCUCUCUGGAUGUGCGUCAAUACUUUCCAUCAAAGGGCCACCACCGGGAAAAACUGUUUGAGGAGAAAGGGCUUUGAAUCCCCUGGGGCCAAACCCAGAACAAUUUGGGCCUGCCAGUUGAUGGAAAAAUUCUAGAAUGAACAAGAAGGCCUUUGCAAAAAUUAUGCAACAGUUUACAGCAGUCAUGUGAGGUGUUUGUCCAAAACAGAGCAAACGAGACCAGAUUCUCCCCAUGGGGCCCAUAGAUUGUGGAUUUAAAGGGGAAAACUAUAAAGUCUCCCAAAGCCAGAAAGUCAGCAUGAAUGAGAUUCCAGCUCUGCCUCAAUCAGUAGCUCCUCACCGGCACCCAUAAAGAGCAGAGCGUGGGAGCAGCUACGCCGUUUGAGCCCACUAUUCAGGGUGAGCCCCACACCAGGACUGUCCUGACCUGGCGCCAAGCUCACAGAGGCAGGUGCAGAGAUGCCCAGGGGAGGUCUGCCGCAGUUUCCCGUCUCCUUUGUCAGCAGAGUUUCCUAGGUACUCAAUAAAGGUGUUGCCAUGUGGAACCAAA
Messenger RNA from Bubalus bubalis (water buffalo), 2601 nucleotides. It is a transcript of the gene RASSF4, whose product is annotated as Ras association domain family member 4. The transcript has 11 exons. Gene Ontology annotation, biological process: signal transduction. NCBI's taxonomy places the organism in Eukaryota, Metazoa, Chordata, Mammalia, Artiodactyla, Bovidae. The record is from RefSeq and is a predicted model, not a curated record. Bases 170 to 1126 code for a protein of 318 amino acids.